GUCAAUAAAACAGUGCAAAUGGGGGUGUCACCUUCCCACGUUUAAAAGACACAAGAUAUGGGGCAUUUCACUAUAUUAUGACUUAGUGAGAUUUCUGACCUUAUUGGCCAUAUUGCAAAAGUCGAGUUUAGUUAAGUCAUUUUCACGAUGUACCUGCUUAAACCCACGUUUUUGUAACAUACGUUACUGACGCUUUUCUAAUUUUUUGUCUUCAACAUAUAUAAAACGAGUUAUAAAGGCUGAAAACCCUGGUAAUUUGUUUAUUAUAUUGAAGGGUGAUGUAUAUCCAACUUUUUAUGCUAAUUUGUAUUUCCAUCGAAGCAUAUUACGUUUUGCUUUUAUUUGGUAGAAAAAUGUCGCCAAUUUUUAAAUUUUCAAUACCCUAUAUUUAAAACAUAGUAGUAAAUUGCCUUGCGAUACAUUUAUAAGCAGCUACAUUUAUUUAUGAUGAAUAGGAAAUGUUAUCAUAUAUAGGAAUAAUCAAAACUUUCACUCCAAUAAAGGUUAUCUGAAAACAAAAAGGAUUUUCACCCUGAAAUUGUUUGGUCAUUUAAGGAUGUAACAUACGUUACCUAUCAUAUAAUUUGAGUGCUUACAGUAUACGAUGGCUUCUUUCAUAAUUUCAAUAUUUGCUGAUGAAUGAAGAAAAUAAAUCAACAAGUCAGAAAAAGUGUCUCAGAUCUUGGCAUAAUUUGAUAGUCAAAGCUGAUUUGUAACAUACGUGAUGUAACAUGCGUUACCUACAUUUUCAAAUUAUUCCUUGUAAAACCCUUUCCCCCUUAUCUGUGAUCACAUGAUUAGUCACAUGAGUUGAAGACGCCAUGCUGUUUCUCAGCCACUAAAUACAACAUGCCUUCGUAGAAGGAAAACCUAGAAAUACUCUUCCAUAUUCUAAGGGCAUUCAGUGAAAGUAACAUACGUUACUUUUGGUAACGUAUGUUACUCUAGUUAUAGCUAGAUUUCUUAGUAUAUAUUGAACAAUAAAAAGAUAAGAAACCUUGAUUUUCUGUAGUAUCUUAGAUUGGGAGUCAGUUCAUCAAUUAAACUCAGGCCAUUAGUAGGAAAAAUUAUAAGAACUAAGUAAGGAAAAAGCAUGGGGAAAAUUUUAUGCAAUAAAGAAUAAUGUUAAUUGAACAAUAUUUCUUUCGGUAUUAUUUUUUCUUCCUGAAAUAUUGGAUAUUUGGUUAGAAAAGGAUCGAUUGCAUAUACUUAACAUGAAAAUGAAUAAAAACAAGCUAAAAGUAAGAUAUGGCUUAGUGUUAUUGUACAACAUGCAUUCCACGUUGGUCUGGUAACGUAUGUUACAAAUCUCUUCUUCUAUCAUUUUAGGUCAAGAUGCCGCUUUCAAGAGCAGAAAUACAAAAGAAUUAUAGGGAGAGGAAGAAAAGAAAUGAGAGGGAAACAUACCUUGCUAAAGAGAGAGCACGACAAAAAAGAAAUUAUGUCCCAGUAGGAACUUUAACAGAAAGAAAGAGGUCAAAAAGAAGAGAUGAAGUAAAGGAGCGGGUAAGAAAGUGCAGACAGAAGAAAAAAGUUGAAAAUGCUGCAAUCGACAUUCCAAACCCUGUAGAAUCCACAAAUGAUACCAGUGGUUAUGAAACAAUGCAAAGUGACCAUAGUACUAGACUCAUAGUAAGGUUACCGAAUCGUAGAAACGGACCCAGAAAGAGGCUAAGCAAAGCAUUGAGAAAGAGCAGAGACAAGUUAAAAUCUUUGAAAAAGGAAAAUGAAGGUCUAAAAAAGAAAGUAAAAUGCGUUCAAAGGAAGAUGCAGAGAUGGAAAACAAAGAUGAAUAGACCAGCAUGCCCAAACACACCUAGAAGUAAUACGAAGAGACUCUUUCUAAAAUCAAAGGGUUCUGGGGGCGAAAGAGUUAGAAAACAACUACUGCUUACAAACGUCAUCACGGCUGAGGUUUCAAAAUUCAAGCAUGUAACAACAAGCAAUGCAAAGAAGAGGCAAUUGUAUGGUAGUUUUGCUGGAAAACUGUUAAAAAAGUACAGAUGUAUUUCACAUUUUAGCAAGUCAUCAAAAAUAAACAGAAACCUGAUAUCAAAUAUAAUUCGUAAAGGUAUCAACACAGCAAAGAUUAGAAAACGAACAGCAUACAAUUUCAGAAGAGAGGUUACAGCAUUUUACAUCCGCGACGACAACAGUAGAAUGCAGCCUGGAAAAAAGGACUCUAUCAAAACGAAGGAAGGGGAGUGCCAAACAAGAAUCCUUACAGACUACAUCGAAAAUCUAUACAUGAAGUUUACAGCGGAGAAUCCAAAUAUUAACAUUUCCCUUUCAACUUUUCGCAGAAUGAGGCCAAAUUAUGUUUUGACCACUACAUUUAUAAGUCGAAACACCUGCUUGUGCACGAAGCAUCAGAAUUUUGCGUUCAAGUUAAAGAUGUUUAAGAUGCUUGGAGUUUCCCCUACAACCAGUCCAGAUGACUUUGUAAAGCAGGAAGUCACCAUUUCCAAGGAAACCCUUCCAGAGAAAAUUAGUUUCUCUAUUUGGAAACGAGUAGAAUGCCAGGGAGGAAAAAUGAAAAUGAAAAUAUUAAAGGAAGAGAUGGAGAGAGAGAAAUUUUGGCCAAUAUGGGAAUCUGAACUUUUAGAAUUUAAAGACCAUGUAUCAAGGGUAAGUCGCCAGUUUGAAAUGAGCAAAGUUUUAAAGCAAAACCUGCCAAACAACGAAGUUUUUAUCCAUAUGGAUUUUGCCCAGAAUUACUCGUGUAAAACAGCUGAGGAAAUUCAGUCGGCAUACUGGAACUCAUCACAGGUUACGCUGCAUCCUAUCGUGAUCUACUUCAGGGGAAGUGAUGGUAGUUUGGAGCAUCGUAGCUAUGUUGCUGUGUCUAAUACUCUUGUACAUGCAUCUUCAACUGUCAUCGCAAUACUUGACAAGUUAUACUCGAUGGAAUUAAUGGAAUUACAAAACGUACAGCAUAUCCACUAUUGGACAGAUAGCCCAACCAGUCAAUAUCGAAACAGAUAUAUUUUCGAUUUUAUUUUGAGACACACAGAGAGAUAUGGGAUGCCUGCAACUUGGAAUUAUUUCGAGAGUGGGCACGGUAAAGGUCCAUGUGAUGGUGUUGGUGGGACAGUCAAAAGACUCGCAGACCAAGCAGUUAAUGCCCAGAAAGCCAACAUUCAAGAUGCUGAGGAUUUCUAUGUAUGGGCACAGAAUUCAAAUCUCCGUAGUAUCAAGUUUUUCUUUGUUCAGAAAGAUGCAUGUGAUAGGGAAGCAGAAGACCUGAAGAAAUGUACUUUGCUACCUGUCAAAGGUACAAUGUCACUGCAUGCUUGUAAAAAAAUUGAUGACGACCUUCAUAUCUCAAAAACCUCAUGUUAUUGUGACAUCUGCUUGAAUGGAGGCAAUUGUACAAACUGGACGAAGGCAAACAUUUCCCGAAGGUCUAGACCAGAGGCGUCUCAGAAGUCCUCAACAGAGGAUCAAAUUCCCCAAGAAGAACAUUUGCAAAAUGUCACAUCUGGAGAAACAGAGGCACAAAGAGAGACAUCUGUUGACCCUCAAAAUGUCUCAAGGGAGGAAAGUCCCAUUGGAUCUGAAUUUCAUAAUGAUGAAUAUGUUGCAGCAAUAUAUUCUGGAGAGUGGUACAUUGGGAAAGUAUUGCAGAAUGACAGAGAAGAAAACGAGUUGGAAAUUUCCUUCAUGGAAAAAACGAAAGAUAACUACAAAUGGCCUACUAGUCCUGAUAUUAUUUGGGUGCCGUAUGAAAACAUUCUAUGCAAAGUUAGUGACCCAGAACCUUCCGGGAAAACAAAAAGAAUGUUUAAAUUCAGUAAGCAGGAUGUGAGAUUGGUUGAGAGUAAAUUCAGGCAUAAUUGAGCAUCAUAUUUCAUCAUGUGUAACAUACGUAACUUUGAUUUUGAAGGGAGUAAGGAACAGGUUUUAUGAUGUUUUUAUUAUGGUUAUGUUUCAUGUUUCCUCCAUAAGCAAUGAAGUGUUUAAUUGUAAUUUGUCAUGUUUUCCCGUGACAUCAUUUUCAUGUUGGCAAUUUAAGGCAGAAAAGAUCCGGAUUGCUGAAUUAAGUAACAUACGUUACAGACUUUCUUAGAUUAUAUUUGAGACAUUUCAUAUGCAUCACCAUCACUAUGUUAGUUUAAAAGGUUCUGAGUAACUGAGGUUUGUUUGUUAACAAUGUGAAAUUACUCUUGUUUAUUCUUUUCUUCCACAGUGAUUAUAAUAAAAAGGAUAACUCAACAUAAAUGGUGUACUUAUGUUCAAAAUGUAAAAAUAAGACCACCAGGAAUUGUUAGAAAAUGUAAUUUGACAUAUAAAAUGGUGUAUUUUGAUCUUAAUAUGAACAAUAAGUGUAAAGCAAAUCAAUGACUUGAUAGACUGAAUUACUUAAACCAUUCUGUAAUAUUGAGGCAUUAUUACUUAAUGUAUGAAACAUACGUUACCUUUCCUAUCUUUUAAUUAUUUCGUCCAAAAAUGAAGGAGAAAAUGUA
Lingula anatina is the source of this 4466-nucleotide messenger RNA. RefSeq lists its product as uncharacterized. The record is from RefSeq and is a predicted model, not a curated record. Lineage: Eukaryota; Metazoa; Brachiopoda; Lingulata; Lingulida; Lingulidae.